Molecule: messenger RNA, 3779 nt
Organism: Bemisia tabaci
Lineage: Eukaryota; Metazoa; Arthropoda; Insecta; Hemiptera; Aleyrodidae
Source: RefSeq, a predicted model, not a curated record
CGUCGCUCGCGUCUCGCAACUGAUAACUCGUCUUUCGUAAUAUUUUACUCAACUCUUUUUUUUUUCUUUUUUUUCAUAUUUUUUAUCCUCGCUUAUUUUUAGCUGUCAAGUGAGGUGUCGGUUUUUUCUUAUCACCGACGGGCGUGAAGCGAUCCGCGGUGAUGUUUUGUGUCGACUAAUGGUGUCGCUCUCGGGUGCUCGACGGUUGUUUACGUUGCAGCAAAGGUGACGGCGAGCCGAUCCGCGUGUCGCAAUCCGAAAAUCGCGGUUUUUCCGAGCGUGAUUUUUCCGACGUUAUGACGGUGCUUGACGUGCUCUCGGUGACGCGCGGCUACUUUGCGUACCUCCAGUUUUUGGUUUAGGGUUCUCGUUCCCGUCGAAAAAAGGAGAAAAAAAGGUCGGAAGUGACGUGGGUUUUGCGCGUUGGAAACUGUUGACUCUUUCGUAGUUGGAAACCGCCGCUGUAGUGAAAUGUUUCAGCGUCGUUACGUGGACGGAUGUCUGAAAAAUUAAUGAAGAUCGAUUUUAUUUGUUGUCUUUUACCGGUUCAAACGAUUUAAUCUGCCCUAACGAAAGGAUUGUUAUCAAGUUUGACUUUCGGUCGUGAUUUCCAUUCGUAAGUUUGGCUUUUUCUUGUUGUCACUGAAGUACAAUUAGAUUCCACCGGUUCAUUUUGUGGUUGACAACUAAAGCAUGCUUAUUAAAUUUGACUUCUGGUCGUGAUUUCCGUUCAAGAUUAAAGUAAGUUUGGACUGUUGUCAUUCAAAUACUAUCGGAUUCCACCGGUUCGUUUUGUGGUUGAUCACCGGACGUUAUGAUCUACGACCGCCGAGGGUCUAAAUCCAGGCAAAUUUCGCAGAGUGUUCUGGUGCGCAAGUGGAGGAGAUCGGCCCGGUGAUUUUGGAAUUAGUGAUAAGGUGAUAAGCGGUGGCGAUGAUAGCCACCAAGUGGGCCGUGCCGGAGCCCAAAUGUCCCGCGAAAGUUGAGAGCUCAAUCCGGCUCCGCAUGCCGGAGUCCUUCCUUCGAUCCCUCAAGAGGCGAUCCCUCAGGGUCAAACGCUCCAAGUCGGCCGUCGUCAACGAGAAACGGAAAUCAGAUUCGUUCGUGAACAGUCAGGAAUGGACCCUGUCCCGCGGUGUGCCGGAUCUGCGUUUAGGGAUCGUCGGAUCUUUGGCGUCCGGGAAGUCGGCGUUGGUUCAUAGGUACCUGACCGGCUCCUAUCUCCAGGAGGAAUCGCCAGAGGGCGGCAGGUUCAAGAAGGAGAUCCUCGUCGACGGACAGAGUCACCUCCUCCUCAUCAGGGAUGAAGGCGGACCCCCAGAAUUACAGUUCACGACGUGGGUGGAUGCUGUUAUCUUCGUAUUCAGUCUGGAGAACGAGGCCAGUUUCAACGCCGUUUACAAUUACUUCAUGAAAAUGACGCAGUUCAGGAAUUCGGCAGAAAUACCCUUCAUCCUAGUCGGAACUCAAGAUGCCAUCAGUGAAAACAACCCACGCGUGAUUGACGACUCUAGAGCAAGAAAAUUGGCCGGAGAUCUGAAGCGAUGUUCCUAUUAUGAAACCUGUGCAACUUACGGACUGAACGUGGAGAGAGUUUUUCAAGAUGCUUGUCAUAAAAUAGUACAACAAAGGCUGUCAGCCUCGACAACUUGCCUAGCAACACCCUGUGAUAGUCGACCAACUACCCCUCUUCUAAAUAGCUUCCCAAUUUGCACCAAUCCAAUACCCUCUCGGUCCUUCUAUCCGAGCUCUCCCACAACCAACAAUAUAGCAUCGACAUCUCCUGGCUCACCAGCGCAUCACUCACACACAUUGUCCUACAAGGACUCAAUGUCUGGAAUGUCAAGGCAUUUAUCGCACGCCUUGUCACUUUCCACACAUCAGUUGAACAAACAAACAGAUUUAUCAAUCUGUCUGGAUAGUAAUGCCUCUCUAAAUGAAAUCACCCCUAACAAUCUGGGUUUGCCAUUGACAGCUAACAAUAAGGAUGUACCUGUAACGCCAACAACCUCUAGGAAAACAAGACGAAGAUCCAACCUCUUUACACCAUCUUCAAAAAAAGGAGACGACAAAUUGAAGAAUGGCGGAGAGCUGGGAAGCGGUCGAGUAAUCCCUUUGAAACAAGGCUAUUUGUACAAAAAAAGUAGCAAAACUCUGAAUAAAGAAUGGAAGAAGAAAUAUGUGACAUUAUGUGAUGAUGGACGACUGACAUACCACCCCAGUUUGCAUGAUUACAUGGAAGAAGUUCAUGGGAAAGAGAUCUCCCUCCAAUAUGUUACUGUAAAAGUGCCUGGUCAGAAACCUCGUGGUUCGAAAACGAUCACAAACUCCAGCAUAACCAAAGGAACAAAACCCAGCAACAGCGAUUCGAGCGAUGUCCAGCCAAUUACCAAUUACCAAACCAAAGAUAAAAAAUGUUCGGACAAAGUUCUUUUAACUGGUUAUGAGUUAAUAAAAGAACCUGGUGUGAAAAACGAAGAUGAAAAGGUAAUGAUCCUCACAAAUAGCUCUCUUGGAAUCCAAAAUGGAGACUCGAAAACUGAAACUCCGAACGUGAAGAAACGUCACAGAAGAAUUAAGAGCAGCGGUGUGAAGAAUCAGGAGUGCGAAGACUCGGAUGGCUAUGAGUUUCUGAUCGUGUCAUUGGAUAACAAACAGUGGCAGUUUGAAGCAAGCAGCUCAGAGGAGCGCGAUGAAUGGGUUGCAGCCAUUGAACAGCAAAUUUUAAAUUCUCUUCAGGGCAAUGAAAGCAGUAAAACGAAGUCGAGAGUUGUGUCCGCUAUGGAAGCCGCUACACUUCAGUCACUCCGAACAUGCGUUGCUGGGAAUACGCACUGCGCUGACUGUGAUUCCCCCAACCCAGACUGGGCUAGUCUCAAUCUGGGCGUUCUAGUCUGUAUUGAGUGUUCAGGAAUCCACCGUAAUCUUGGCUCACAUAUUUCCAGGGUCAGGUCAUUAGAUCUUGAUGAGUGGCCGCAAAGUCAUCUAAGUGUGAUGUUGGCUCUUGGCAACAGCCUAGCAAACUCUGUUUGGGAAGCAAAUGUAAGCAAAGGUCAAGGAAAACCAACACCUAGCUCAAGCCGCGAAGAGAAAGAAAGGUGGAUUCGGGCAAAAUAUGAAGCAAAAGAAUUCCUCACCCCGUUACCUCUAAACACCUCCAUCUCGCAACAGCUUAUUGAUGCCGUGUGUCGCUCUGACAUGAAAUUGCUGACGCAAUUGCUCGCACAUGCUACACCAGAACAUGUCAACACCUCUGUGAAUCAGCGAGAUCUGCGAACUCCAUUACACCUAGCUUGUGCGAUGGGUAACCUGCCUGUUGUCCAGCUCCUUUUAUGGUAUUCUGCUAAUGUGAAAGCUGUCGAUCAUGAUGGAAGAACUUGUUUGACGUACGCACGGAAUGCAUCGAGGCUUCAUGGCAAUAAUGACCCGGCAAACAUUGCUAAAAUGAAGGCGUUAAUUGAUUUGUUAAUCUCCAAUGGUUCAGUAGAGUCCAUUGCCCCUCCUAUACCAGACCCGCUGAUGCCACUGAAUCUCCCCCUCCCUCCUUCAACCCCCACCAUUACCGUUUCAACAUUGCCCAGGAAAUCAACGUCUAUUCUCCCAUUAGAUAAAUUACCAUCAAGUGUGAUUUAAAGGUACUAUUUUUCCAGCAUAUGUAAAUUUUGUGAACUCUGGGAAUGCUCUCAAUCUGAAAUCAUUUCUUACAAUCUGUAAGAUUCCAUCUGUAUAUUUGGCAGGCAUCUCUCAAUUUGUCGGCUAUCAGGCCGUCUAUUAUCCCA